CCUGCAAACUGCGCGUUCACGCGCUUCUCAGGCCAGCCCAGUAUCCCGGGCGCUCGCUCCCGCGCCAGGCUGGUGGAAAAAACUGCAGCGGCUGUUGCUGGAGCCACGCAGAGAGGAGCGGUGUGGGAGAAAUCACGGGCACUGGCAAGAGUUGAGCGGCACACACUCACACAGUCGCACAACACAGGCAGAUUUUGUCGUUAUUCCUGCCGAGGGCGACGCUGUCAGAAGCGGGGUUCAUGGCUGCCAAGAAGUGAUAGUAUCGACGAGGAGCUCUUCGCCGUUCAAAAAAGGAAAAUUGCUUCCAGACGACCUUUGCCUUUUUCUGAAACACCACUGCUUUUGUCAGCCUCAGAAUACUUCAGCCCACGCGGAGCCACAUAGCUGGGCAGGUUCCAGCAGUAGCUGUUCUCUGCUUCACCAACUGGGACUCCAUGGCUGGCAGUGGUGCUGCUUGAUUCAUUGCACUGUCUGAGGUCCUCCACGUUUGAAUUGUUUCAAUCAUUAUUCAUCUACAGAUACUCACUGUAGUUUGGAGCUUCAUGGAGGGAUUUCCUGUCCACUGACCUAAAGGGCUGACCUUCUGGACCCGCAGCCAUGUCGGCCUGCAGCACCUUCACAGAGCACGUGUGGAAACCAGGCGAGUGCAAGAACUGCUUUAAACCAAAGAGUUUGCACUGUCUAGCUCAGAGUAGUGGAGGGAAGCCUCCUUCUGAGCAAAGACCUCAAACAUCCCAGCAACAGAACCUUCCAGCUGCUGGUGCCAGAGCCAAUCCUAACCAUACCACCACCAACUCCCAGCGGACUGGCAGUGGAUCUGCUCGCUCAGGACACUUCCGUCCACCUGUGGCCAAGAAGCCAACCAUCGCUGUUAAGCCCACUAUGAUGCUGCCCUGCUCCUCUGCAGGACUUGAUUCAGAUGGCAAUCUCCAGCAACCACCAAAGGUAAUAGAGCAGGGGAAAACAUCAGCCUUCACAGUCUGGAAUCGCAAUGGACUGAACCGCAAAAGACCUGGUGGGCCCAGCAACAACAAUGAAGGAGAGGAUGACAAUGAUGAGAUUGAGGGUUAUGGACCACUUAGCCCAAGGACACCUAGUGGAAAUAACAACAACAGUGGAUUGACAGAUGUACUUAAAGAGAUUGCUGGGUUGGGCCCUGGUUCUAGUCCCACGCAACUUUCUGGCUCAAAGGACUUGUUUUGGGGUCGGAUCAGUAGUUCAUACCGACGAUCCUUAGAAAGAGGCAUACCAGCUUCAAGCUGUCUGGCUAUGGGAAGUAGUAGUGGUGGUGGUGGUGGAGUUGGGAGCACUGCUCAAAAACGGGUAUCCCUGAGCGAUAGUACCAAGAUCAUCAGCACAGAAGGUGGUCGCUUUUGUUAUCCGGACUUUACAAGUGAAAGUGAAGAUGAGGAGGAUGAAGAUGAUGAUGAUGAGGAAGACACUGAAAGGGAUGAUGAUGAAGAGCAUGAGAGCUGGGAUGAAAGCGAUGAAGAGUUGGUAGCCAUGGAAAUCCGUAUGCGAGGACAACCACGAUUUGCUAAUUUCCGUGCUGCCACAUUGUCUCCCGUUCCCUUUGCUGCGGGGAAAAAGUGGAAUACUGUGCCACUUCGCAACCGCUCACUACAGCGAAUUUGUGCGGUGGACUAUGAUGAUAGCUAUGAUGAGAUCUUAAAUGGCUAUCCUUCUGUGGAUUCCAAUGGAGGGCUGAUUUCCUACGGACCUCACGAUAUGCUAGGCAGCGGCUUCCUGUCAAAUUCUGAGUCUGCCACUUCUCCUGAAUCAUCGUCAUCAAUACCGGAGGAUUCUCGAACAACAUCCAGCAGUGGUAGCAGCGCUAACUGUGUCCUUCGAAAUGGCUUGCAUUCUCCCACAUUUUGUAAGCCACCUAUCACCUGCACUUCUCCUCCUAAGAAGGAAUCUGUCAACAGGGCACUGAGUCCACUAAAGGUAGCUGAAACACACAAGGCUGUCCUGGCUAUCAGAUUAGAGGAUCAGGAUGGCAGAGAAGGGAUGCCAAUGCCCCAAGCGCUUCCUGGUCAGCCAGUCACUAUAAGUUUUAGUCCCACAGAGGAGCAAGCUAAACCAUACCGUGUAGUAAAUUUGGAAAAGUCAUUGAUCUGUAAGCCUUACACUGUAGUAGAUGUCUCAGCAUCCAUGGCCAAUAAAGAUGAACAGAUUCCAGAUUCUCAAAAACCCAAAAACCAAUCGAUGCCUUCAAGCCCUACGACAUCUAGUAGCACUCCUUCAGCCCAGGCCGUAGCUCCAAUGUCCCCAAUAUCUGUGUCUUCUCCUGUGAUGCCAACAUCACCUACUUCUUUUGCUCUGUCAGGUUCAUCCCAAAAGAAGAUUAGCAGCAUACGUUACCAAGAAGUGUGGACAUCAAGCACAAGCCCUCGCCAAAAAAUACCUAAAAUAGAUUCAGGGGUUGGGAAUAAUCCUGUCCCUGCCCUGACCACUCAGCACUGCAGCCACAAGUCAGCUCCCACUUCUCCCAUUGCUGGGCUAUCUUCUUCUCGAACUGUACCUGUGAAAUCCCCCAAUUUAUCAGAGAUCAAAUUUAACAGUUUCAAUAAUGCAGGCAUGCCUCCUUUUCCCAUUAUUAUCCGAGAUGAGCCUGCUUAUGCCCGCAGUGCCAAGAAUGCUGUCAAGGUACCUAUUGUUAUUAAUCCAAGUGCAUAUGAUAACCUAGCUGUGUAUAAGAGCUUUCUGGGACUCAGUGGGGAGCUACCACAGACAAAAGGGAUGGGUAAUAGGGUAGCCAGCCAUACUUAUGAAGAGAUUGGAUCCUCUGAGAGUGUCCAGUCCGCCUCAACAGAGAAAACUCUCUCUGGUAGAGGAACAUCAGAGCGAGCCUCCUUUGAAGAGACAAAGGUUCCACUUGAAGCAGUGUCAAAAGCACCAAAUCUACAACCUAGAACCACUACAGACUCUUGCACUGUGACAAGCACUGUAAUGGGCUCGACAAGUGGGGCAUUCUCACCCACUAUAUCAACAAAUUCUCCUGCCAAUCCUGCCAUUACUGCAAAUGCAAGUGUACCUGCAGCCAGCACUACUGCCAGUAUUGUUACACACACUUAUAAGACAGGUGGAGAUGCUGCUUGCAAUAAAGAUGAUAAUACAAGCUUAGCUUUAUCUUCUGGGACAGCUGUAAGCCAUAGGGAGGAAGCCAGUGCUGUGCUUUCACAGAUUGUGGCCUCCAUCCAGCCUCCUCAAUCUCCUCCGGAGUCCCCAUCAGCACAAACCAAAUCUUUUAAUUCCGAGGAGCUAUAUGCCCUCCCACCUGAUGCCAUUAAGGAGACCCUUCUUCGGCCCAAGUCUCUCUUUUCCCCAACUGAUGGCUGUCUUUCCAAGUCAAAGAAAGACACACCCUCAAAAGUUUUGUCUAAGUCUCAGAGUGCCUCUGCUGCUGCCCCACUCUCAAGCCCCCAGCCUGAGCCCACUGCCCCCUUCCCUCCUCCAAGAUCUACAUCCUCUCCUUAUCAUGCUUCUAACAUACUCCAGAGACAUUUUGGAAACUGGACCAAGAGCUCUGCCUCCAGUUCACCAGUGCGACCUGGCGAAGGUGAAGCGAGUCCUGGAGGGGAAGGGAGACGUAGUUUAGCAGAAAGCUCCAAACCUAAACGCUGGAUCUCCUUCAAGAGCUUUUUUCGUAGGCGGAAAGACGAGGAUGAGCAGAGGGAGAAGCUGGAGAGAGAGAAGGAGAAGGGCAAGCUUGUCGGGCUUGAUGGAACUGUCAUUCACAUGCUUCCACCACCACCAGCUCAAAAUCAGCACUGGUUCACUGAGGCAAAAGCAGAAGAUCCCACCCAGAAACCAACCAUUAUCUUCACCUAUAAACCAGACACUGGCAGUAGCCACGGCGAUGAAGGAGAACUACGGGUAGAGGAGUGCAGAGAAACUACAAUACUGAAACCUGACGGAAACAAAGAUCCUAGGCCUUUGAGUCCAGGCAAAACAACAUCCUCACCCAAGGCUGGAGGAGAAAAUUGCAAGGAUUUAAGCCAGGUACCAGUCGGUGCCAGCGCCAGGGAUCGGGAGCUGCCCAGCGCCACCUCCUUGCCUGCCAAAGUGAAUCUGGGGCUGGUGCUUGGGGAGGCCGCGGAGGGCCAUGCCAACCAGGUUGCUAGUACAGCCGCGGCCAGUGAGGGCAGCGCCAGCCUGGGAGAGCCUGAGGACGACGGGAUUCACUCUCAUUAUUCUCACUCUCCUGCCUCCAGCCAGUGCAGUGCCACCUACAGCAAUCUGGGUAAAUCUCGAGCCAGCAUGAUUCCACUUAAACAGCCAAGAAACAUGAAAGCAUCCAAUGACACACUAGCCUCCAUCGAAAUCGAAGGCCUCGCUGAGCAGCCAGCCCCUAAAGCUACACCCCCGCCAUUACCCAAAAAAGCAGUUCCUCGUUCCAGUACUGAACCCAUCCUGGGAGGCAAAGAGCCAGUGGGAGGCCUCAGGCCUCGAGCUGAAGCUAAACCGGGGGGCACCAACCUUAGUGUAGCCAACCCUCUUUAUGACUUGGACUCCACCUGGGAAACAGCUAGUCAGAGCUCCUCUCUGAGCUCCGAACCACAUCGAGGCCACGACCAUGAGAGCGGUGACUCCUUAGAGAGGUCAUCAGCUGCCACAGCUACCAACAAGGCCCGCAUGACCAAUAGCGUGUCCUCUCUGGUCCCUCAGCCUUCACCUGCUGCAGCCAGCGCAACCCCCGGCAAAGAGAAGAGAGUCUACCCAAGUUCAGAAUCCCUGGCUGGAAGGGGUCGGACAGCGGGUCGCGGAGCUGCCGGAGGCGGCGCAGCCUCCAAACCCCAGAGACCUGCUCUUUACAGGGGGUUGGACAGCUGGGAUGAGGUGGUGGGGAGGAUCCGCGGGCUCCACACAGACACUCUACGGAAACUGGCAGCAAAAUGCGAGGACCGUUUCAUGGCUGGCCAGAAAGAUCAUUUGAGGUUUGGCACUGAAAGCUGGUCCCACUUCAGGCUGACCACUGGGAAACCCUGCUGUGAGGCGGGGGACGCCGUUUACUACACUGCAUCUUAUGCCAAGGACCCACUGGUCAAUUAUGCCAUCAAGAUCUGUCGGAGCCAGGUGAAGGAGACCCAGCAGCAGUUUUUCCACAGCCUCGCAGUGAGGCAGAGCCUGCCAGUGCACUUCAACAUCCAGCAGGACUGUGGCCACUUCCUGGCUGAUGUUCCUGCCCGCCUGCUGCCCUGGGAAGAGGAAGAAGAGGAGGAAGAAGCAGAUAAGGAGGAAGGGGGGCCGACAGUAAAGGACAAAGAGGCUAAGAUGGCAGAUUCAAAAUCGCCUUCUCCAAAUGGGAAGCUAGAUGAAGUCCCGGCUGCGGGUCACAUGAACACAGCUGGCCGCUUGAGGAGCCGAGUGGUGGUGAUCACACGUGAGGUGCCCUUCCAGACAGUGGCCGACUUUGUCAGAGAAGGCAUGAGCCGGCACACUCAAAACCCGGAGCUGUAUGAGCGUCAGGUCUGUCUGCUGCUGCUGCAGCUUUGCUCCGGGCUGGAGCACAUGAAACCUUUCCACGUGACCCACUGUGACCUGCGACUCGAAAACCUGCUGCUGGUCCAAUGCCAGCCUGGCAACCCCUGGAAUCUGGACUUACUGGAGCCCAACAAUAACAGCAACGGCAGCAGCUCGGGGGCAAGCGCUGCAGCCACCGCUGCCGCCAACUCCACCUGCCCCGCACGCCUCAUCAUCAGCAACUUCUCCCAAGCGAAACAAAAGACCACUCUCAUGGCCACUGACCCCGGCACGCUGCGCGACCAGUCGAGGCUGGCACCCGAAAUCAUCACAGCCACCCAGUACCGCAAGUGUGAUGAGUUCCAGACUGGGAUUCUGAUCUAUGAGAUGCUGCACAGACCCAACCCCUUUGAGGAGACGCCGGAGUUGAAGGAGCGGGAGUACACCUGGGCCGACCUUCCACCGCUGCCCGUGAGAUCGCUUUACUCACAGGGGCUGCAGCAGCUGGCGCGCUUGCUGCUCACCGUUAACCCCUCCGAAAGAAUCCGGAUGGCCGAGGCGCGGGCCUGCCUCCAGUGCCUCCUCUGGGGACCUCGGGAGGACUUGUUUCAGGCGCUGGGCUGCAGCAGCACCGGGCCUAUGUCCGGGGCCACUUCGGGCCAACGCGAGGCCACCCUGCAGAACUGGCUGGACCUCAAGCGGACACUGAUGAUGAUCAAGUUCGCAGAGCGCUCGCUGGACAACGCCUGUGGCGUGAGCCUGGAGGACUGGCUGUGCUGCCAGUACCUGGCGUUCGCCACCACAGAGACCCUCGGCCGGGUGGUGCACAUCCUGCAACAGCCCCAACAGCAUCCCCCAUCUCCGAAUGAGAACCAGCCAGUGCACCCAACACAGAACCAAACUCAAAUACAUCCAGCACACACCUUUCACUUGACUCCUUCGCAGCCACUCUGAGUUUCUCUGCCCAACUGUUACUAUGGCAACAGAGCCAACAUAUCCCCCCUGUGUGGUCCCUCUGCUGAUGUUAAAAGUGUGAUGUAAGCUAAUAGUCAGCUCCACAGUGCUCACCUAAAACAAAACAGCUGCUUGUGCUGUGUCUGUGUUUUCUUCUUGGACUGAAUCGGCUGUGCUAAUUGAAAUCAUUUUGGCUCUCGUCAUCAAUGCCCCGCGUCUUCACAUAUCAUGAGUUUAUCACUCCACCAGUACUAAUUAUUUUAAGAUUUUGUGUUUCUGAGACAAGUCUCCAGACUUGGAGAGUUGUGAGUACUCAGUGUUAAAUAUCAUUUUCACGCCAUCUGUCUACAGGGUUUGAGGGAGUGUGAAAUGAAAUAACUAAGCUUCUACGGUGAUGCAUAUUGAUAUUCUGCAAGUUUUGUCUGACAUCUAAAGGGACACCACGGUCAGAAUUUAGAAAGGAAACUGAGAAUUUGGAGUUUCAUCCCAAUAAUUUGACUCUUUUUUUUUUACGCAGUGUUGUAUUAUAAGCAAGUUUUAUUUGAAUCAGAAAAAAGGGGAGUGUAGGGAGGAUUUGAAAUGAAGGGAGUGGAGGAAAAACAAGCUUUUGCCAGACAUGAGGACAUGGCUGAACAUUGAAUUUAAUAUAUUUUAGUCUUGACAUUUGCACAGCUGAGACUUCUUCAUUUACUCAUUGUGCUUUUAGAAAUUCAAAAGCCAGUAUGAAGUUGAAAUUAACAAAAAAAAUUUAAACAUAAAUAAUUAUCAAAACACAUUUCUGCACAGAGCUUUGUAGAGGUGGGUGACGAACACUGAGCUAAACUUGGCUUUUCAUUUAAUGUUUUUACGCUUCGAAGUUGGAAAAGGCUCGACCGCCCUGGCUGCUGGUUUGGGUUCUUGUUGGCGUAUGUGCAAUUAAUACCUGUCUUUUAUUUCUUUUUGAGGUAACAGCAUUAUGCAGUCUUUUACUAAUACUCUCUUCCUUUGUUUUUGUUUUGUGGCACAUAAACUGAUCAGUUUCAUUUCAAUCCUGCAACUUAAGAAGCAAGGUAAAGUUCAGUGGAAAGUACUUCUUAUAGUAGAUGGGAUAUUUCAGGGACUGCAAAAAAGUUAUUCUUUGUCGAUCGUUUUAUCUUUUUGUCGAGUUGUUUUUGAACGGUUCUGCGUUACGGAUGACAUUUGCACAUUUACAUUUGGAACGCUGGUGCCCCUCGGUGGAGCCCGGAGCACACGGUGAGACUGAAUAAAGUUCCUGUGAAUCUGAGGAGCUGGAUCUGAUGUGUUUUGCAGCGUGUGGAAUGUAAACGUUUGUGUGGACUGAAACGGACAUUUGUUCUCAUCUGCUCUACAAAUGUGCUUUUUUUAGUUCAACCACUUAGUUUCAUGUAUAAAUUCUAUCUUGGAGAGAAACUAAUUACACAGCCACUGACACUUGCUUCCAUUCCUCCUAUAUUGUUUGUUUCCCCUCUUCUCUUUUCCCCCUUUGCUCUACCAGUAGGAGAGUAAAUCCUGUAUUGAUGCUUCCUGCUUGUCACUCUGAAUUAAACGAGCUCUGUGUUAUUGACUUUCCAGUCUGGAGUCAGUAAAACCAAGACAUGUACAGAAGCCUCAACCAGUAACACUUUAUAACACAGUCCAUAACUAAGAGUGUAAUUCUCCUGUAAUUUAGUGGAAUUUUAACACAUUUUAUUUGAAACUGCAAUGUAAUUAUAUCCACAUACAAAUAUUUAAAAGGUCGUAUAAUGGAAUAACGGGGUAAAAAGUUAGAUUUUUACUGGAAACAAAGAAGUAUUCAUACUGUAAGUAAUUGUAAAAACAAACAAUAUUUCUCUAUCUUACACCGUAGGUGCUCUGUACUUUUCAGGGCAUGGCCCAGUUAUGGAGUGCCCUGACCUUGCUUAAUUUCCAGAUAUUUUUACAGGACAGGAGAAACAAUUUUAGGCAAUAUGUAAUUAACUGUGAAUUUUGCAGACAAACAGUAUUUUCCUUUUCUACAUCAUAAGUAUGCUCUACUUCUCGGAGUGUAUCUGUAUUAUGGAGUGACUGAACCUCGCCUUUUACACCCUUAAUGUUCAUUAUGUCUCCUUCGCUGUAAAAUACUUAGAAGUUUGGCGUGGUUAAGCCACUCCCAUGACCCAGAAAAUGCAGUGUACUUACAAUGUAAGAUAAUGUUUUUCUAUUAAAGUACCAAGAAAUUAUGCAGUACUUACAGUGUAAUUAUUUCUGUUUCCUAUAAAAACCUAACGUGUUACACCAUUAUUCCAGUGCACCUAUCUUGAAGUAUUUGUAUCUAAAUAUAAUUACAUUGUCAUUUCAAAUAAAUACAUUACAAUUCCAUUCAAUUACGAGGGAAGUAUGCCCUCAGUCAGCGGCUGUAUUAUAAAGUGUUACCAUUGAAUUUAAUGUGUCGAACAAAACACCCCGAAUAAUAUCUGUAUCCCAGAAUUUAAUACUUGGAGGACUGGUGCUGCAAAUUUACUUUAUUUCAGAUGUGCAAAAACUUUGUGGUCCUUGGAGCAAAAAACGAGACAAAGCAGGUUUAAAGUUUGUUACUGUGUUCAAGGGUUUGUGUACUGAGGAAUGUGUGUGGGACAGCACUGGUGGCUGUCCUUGUAUUCAGAGUUAAGCCUUUAUAUAUUAAAUAUAGUAUAAAUAUAUAUAUAUAUAACCUUUAUCUAUUUUAAUCCACACUAUUUUGUGGCGUACGGAGCACUUCUAUUUCUGUCACGAGAGUCUAAUAAUCAUUUUAUCUUUUAAAAGCUUUACUUGAUUUUCUUCCACCUUGCAUGUUUUGGAGGAAGAACAAGGUGAGUAGUUAUCACUGUCCUACACAAAGAAUCAAUUGUAAAAGAUCCCAAUCAUUCAGUUGCAUCCACGCAAAGAACAAUGUACAGUAUUUUUACCCCUCUUGUAAAGUUACCUGCGUAGGAGAAAAACCACUUUGGCUGAAGGAUGACUUUUGAACGCACCACUGAACCAUAAUAUUCAUCCGCCGUUUGGAAUACGGCGGACGUUGUUUUCUGUUCCUCUUUCUGCUCUGGUUUUCUCUUUUGCAUUGUUAACUGCCACUGAAUCUAAAAAUGGAAGCUCUCCAGGGCUUUCUAAGUAUGUGUACAGUAUGUCUCCUGGCCUGCAGCCAUUUAUUGUUGUUCAAUUUAACCAACAGUAACAGAACAAUAAAUAUAUGUUUUUUAUAUAUA
This is a messenger RNA of Maylandia zebra (zebra mbuna), 9620 nucleotides long. RefSeq names its product pseudopodium-enriched atypical kinase 1 (gene peak1). The record is from RefSeq and is a predicted model, not a curated record. Lineage: Eukaryota; Metazoa; Chordata; Actinopteri; Cichliformes; Cichlidae. Gene Ontology annotation, biological process: protein phosphorylation. Gene Ontology annotation, molecular function: ATP binding; protein kinase activity.